AUGCGUGUGUGCGUGCGUGCGUGCGUGCGUGGAGGCGACGAUCGAUACGAGCUGAGGCUUGACGAAGGCAGGCACGUGCGCGUGAGACCAACACCGCCUCGCCUCGCCUCGCCUCGCCUCGCCUCGCUGCAGAAGCUAUUGAUCAAAGGCUAUUCUGGUCGCAUCAACACCACUGCGGAAAUGCAAGCGUGGGCGAGCUGCGGAUAG
Molecule: messenger RNA, 207 nt
Organism: Mesocestoides corti
Lineage: Eukaryota; Metazoa; Platyhelminthes; Cestoda; Cyclophyllidea; Mesocestoididae
Source: the annotation of a GenBank genome assembly